Nymphaea colorata (pocket water lily) is the source of this 3392-nucleotide messenger RNA. RefSeq names its product isoamylase 2, chloroplastic. Gene Ontology annotation, molecular function: isoamylase activity. The transcript is spliced from 28 exons. NCBI's taxonomy places the organism in Eukaryota, Viridiplantae, Streptophyta, Magnoliopsida, Nymphaeales, Nymphaeaceae. Bases 1 to 3018 code for a protein of 1005 amino acids. The record is from RefSeq and is a predicted model, not a curated record. Gene Ontology annotation, biological process: starch biosynthetic process.
AUGCCUAAUGUAGUGGUUUUACAGUCUGAGCAUGUGCUUGACUCUGGAAUACUCUUCGUUGAAUGGGCGCCGCAGUUUGAUUGGCCCAUAGCUAUUUCGUCGAAAGUCUCCAAGGGCCUAGUGGGCUUAGGAGUCCUGCCAAUGCUUCCAAAAAGCCUUCAGGUCACUGUUUUGUUUUUGUUAAACUUUUUAUUGCGUACGCUAGAAAAUGACCUGUGCAGAAUUUCGUUUCUGCUCGAUACUCUCUCCUCUGCUUUCUGUCUUCGGAAUUCUUGGGUCCACGGCAUUGGCCGGCGGAUUCCCACGAACACGAGAUCGUCCGAUGUUUCAUCGUUUCCAAUCGCUUAUCCUUCCUUUACGAGUUCGCUGUCUCUGGGUUCCCUUGUUUAUAAGAGCGCCGAUGUUGAAUUUCUUGUGGGAAUUCAAAAAUCUUGGGUAAUAAAGAAUGAAGGAAGGGCUGAUCGACUUGGCGGGGUUUACAAUCUUGAGAAGAAGUCAGGAUCGAGGGUGUUUCACGGCAGGAACUGUAAACAAUUUGGAGGGGAAACCUGCUCGGUCUGGCAACGGGAUAUCAAUGAAAUCGUCGCUCCUACUGAUAAAAGUAGUCAGUCCCUCAGCCACGAUAAGGUGUCCAAGUAUUCGUUUUGGACGGAGCUGGGUGGCCAGGUUAAAGUACUGGUCAGGCGGAAGGACUUGACCUACGAACUGAGGGUUGAGGUGUCCUCAUUGCCUGCUGAGACUGGUGACCAUGAUUUGUUCCUAAAUUGGGGUAUGUUUAGAUCAGACUCCUCUUCUUGGGUGGUCCCAGAGCAUCAAAGUUUGCCUCCUGGUGCAAUCUGCGUUCAAUUAGAAAAUGGGCAGGAUUCAGUGCAGAUGCCUUUCGAGAGGAAAAACUCAUAUUUAUUUGCAUUGAACUUGUCAUUCGACUUGAAAAAGGCUCCAUUUUAUUUAUCAUUUCUCCUACAUCGACAACCUAAUGCCUCCAUCAAGGAAUCUUGGAUAAGAAACCACUUGAGGCAAAAUUUUUGUGUGCCUGUGGGUAUUGGAAGGGGAUUCCCUGAACCCCUUGGUGCUACCUUCUGUGAUGAUGGUGCUACAAAUUUCGCUUUAUUUUCAAGGAAUGCUGAAAAUGUGGUCUUGUGCUUGUAUGAGAAGAAGACUAGCGAACCAUCUUUAGAGAUUGAACUAGACCCAUAUGUCAAUCGAACAAGUGAUAUUUGGCAUGCGUCAAUCGAAAAUGCCGACCGAUAUUCAUGUUAUGGCUAUCGAUGUAAGGGAACUACUCUUUGCGACAGCGAUAGUAGGUUCCAUGUGCGGCGUGUCCUUUUGGAUCCAUAUGCUAAAAUAAUUAGCAACUUAAAUUCUGGUGAAUCAGUUUCGCUUGUGGAUUGUCUUGGGAGUUUUGAGAGGGAUGUUCCCUUUGAUUGGGAUGGAGACAGCCGUCCAUGCACGCCAAUGGAGGAAAUGGUCGUAUAUCGGUUGAAUGUACAACGCUUUACAGAGGAUAUAUCUAGUGAAUUACCUAGUGCUGUUGCUGGCACGUUUCUUGGUGUUGUUGAGAAGCUAGAUCAUUUCAAGAAGCUCGGUGUAAAUGCAGUUCUUCUAGAACCAAUUUUUCCAUUUAUUGAGGAGUACGGACCUUAUUUUCCAUAUCACUUCUUUUCACCAAUGAACUCAUAUGGGCCUCUCGGUGAUGGGACAUCAUCAAGCAAUUCAAUGAAGGCCAUGGUUAAGGCGUUGCAUGAAAACAAAAUUGAAGUUCUUUUAGAAGUCAUUUUUACUCAGACUGGAGAAGGAAGAGAUUCUACUUCUCAGGCAACGUCAUUUUCUGGAAUUGACAAUUCUUCUUAUUACAUUGUUGAGAGGAAUCCCAAAUCUGAAGCUGUCCGUCGUUUAAAUUGCAAUACUCCAGUGGUCCAAAGGAUGAUUAUGGACAGUCUUCGGCAUUGGGUGAAUGAUUAUCACAUUGAUGGAUUUGUUUUCGUUGACGCUGCAUCACUUAUUGAAGGGCCAUCUGUGGGGCUUUUAACCCGAUCCCCUUUGAUUGAGGCUAUUUCUUUUGAUCCAGUUCUUUCCAAAACCAAGCUGAUAGCUGAUGGCUUCUCUCCUGUUGAGGCAUUGCACAAGGACAUUUCUUUUCCACAUUGGAAAAGGUGGGCAGAGGUUAAUCCAAAAUUCUGUUACGAUGUGAGAAAGUUUUUGAGGGGUGAAGGUCUUUUAAGCAAUCUUGCAACUCGUCUUUGUGGAAGUAGUGACAUCUUCUCAGAUGGUAGGGGACCUGGAUUCUCGUUUAAUUUUAUUACAAGGAACUUUGGGCUGUCACUUGUGGACUUGGUCUGUUUCAGUAGGACUGAGAGUUCGGAAGAGUUCAGCUGGAAUUGUGGUGAAGAAGGUGCAUCGAGUAAAAGUAGUGUUCUAGAAAUACGAUUGAGACAGAUUCACAAUUUUCUGUUCAUCCUCUAUGUGUCGCUUGGUGUUCCUAUUGUCAAUAUGGGUGAUGAAUAUGGUCAAUCAACAGGAGGGUCACCACUCUAUAUUAACAGGAAAUCAUUUGAUUGGAGUGGUCUGCAUACAGAUUUUGGUAUUCAAACUUGUCAGUUCCUUACAUUUCUUAGUGCAUUAAGGAAGGAGAAGCGUGAGCUGUUUCAGAGGAAGAAUUUCGUAGAGGCUGGUUACCUAGAUUGGCAUGGACCUAAUUUAACUGAGCCACUGUGGAAUGAUGCAUCUAGCAAGUUCCUUUCCGUCACUGUGAAAAAAAAGAAGGGUGAGAGGGGUUCAAAGCUCAUUGCUGGAGAUUUAUAUCUUGCCUUCAAUGCUUGUGAUUGCUCAAUAACAGUUGGUCUUCCUCAACUUCCAACAGACCUGGCAUGGUUUUGUCUAGUUGACACUGCUCUUCCAUAUCCCACAUUUUUCUCAAUGAAGGGUUCUCCCCUUGAUCAGCCAGCUACGAGAUCAAGCUAUGAAAUGAAGUCCCACAGCUGUGCUCUUUUUGAAGCCCAACCAUCACCUAUUCCAUAAUUCUCGGACAAGAUUUUUCAACCACCUGGCUAAGGGAUUGGACUUAGCACCUUCAAGUUGCAGGGGUUCAAAGAUGCUUUGGCUCAAACUGGUUGGCAUCUGUCUAUUGUUAGCUUGCCUAUAUAAAGGAAAAAGGUUGUCUAUGUCUAUAUUGUUGUUUCCAGUAGCAUUUCAGAUGGUUUCCUUGUGUUUGUAAUCAUACAUAAGAUAAAAAUCCUCCGAUGUUUUUGAACAUCAAUUGUAUUCUUUUGAUGUCUUUUCUGCUCUUUUAUCUAGAGUGACACGAGUUAUAUACAAAUAAAAGAAAUGGACAAUCAAUUGUCCAUUCUGCUGUAAAUAUCUGACAUUCUAUUAAAUGUCCUAUCUGACACUCA